This is a messenger RNA of Racocetra persica, 1714 nucleotides long. The record is from the annotation of a GenBank genome assembly. Lineage: Eukaryota; Fungi; Glomeromycota; Glomeromycetes; Diversisporales; Gigasporaceae.
AAGAUGGUUCCCAAGAGCAACCGAUUGCAUUUGCUUCAUACGUACAUGGAAUUUCUAAUAAAUACCUUAUUUGUUUAUGUCGGAAUCGUCGAGUUGUUAUAUGGUCGUUGAAAACACGCAGAUAUUUAGAGUCCAAUCCACUUUCUUUUAUUCAAGAUGAUGAUACAGACACGGAUAUGAAUGAUCCUGAAGACUGGCCAUUAGAUUAUAAUGAACCAUUAAAUCCAUUACCCCCAAUUCCACAAAAAUAUAUUCAGGCAUUAGUGUCAAGUAAUAUACAUAGUCCAAUGUCUUUCCAUUUUGUCGUUUUUAUUCCUACUUCUGGUGAUGGUUUCUUCAGGCUUUAUCGCGUUCGAGUCGAUUCAUCAGGCGGUUUAAAAGAAAUGUUUAUGAUCGGUCAAACAUUUAAUAAUCCAUGUGAACAGCUUCAAAAUCGCGAUUUUCCUUUUCGAAAUUUAGUAGACAUGGGAUUAACACAUGGUCAUUUAGUAGAAGAAAAAGAACCCGACAAUGGAAAUGGGCAAACCUGGAGGCAAGAAUGGAGAUUAUGGGCAUUAUGGAAACGAAAUCGUCAAGCAACAUUGACUUAUACAAAUUUUAAUAUAACUUAUUACGGUUCUUACGAUAGCAACAUUGAAGAUUCUAUCUCUGCUAUAGAAAUGUUUAAUUUUGGAAAACGAUGGGAGUUUGUCACAAAUUCACCAAUUAAAACUCAUGACCAUGGAUAUUUAUCUAAUAUGCUUAAAGAUGGUGAUGAGCAAUUGGAUUAUGUCCAAGUUUAUACAAACUACUUAUUUUGCCCUGGACGAUUUUCAUCAUCUAUCAUUAAAUACGCACUUAAAAAGUAUAUUAAAAGCAUUGUAAAAGAUGAAUCUCAAGAUUUUGAUCUUUCGAACGUCGAAGGAGAUCUUAAACAAAAAGUAAAACAAGUGGUAGCAAGACAUAUUCGUUUACGUAACGAUCGCGAGAACGACAUUCCACUCGAAAAUGAACAUAGAACAAGUGUCAUAAAUGAAUGGUUACGUUUUGUAUUAUUAUGUAUUGAAAUACGAGAACGUGCUAAUCUUCCGUUGAGUCUUUCUCUCGUUCAAACUGGCCCUUUCGUAGGUAUUACUCAUCAAGAUAGCAUAUCUGUGCUUCGUGUUUGCGAUAUAUUAGAGUUCCUACAACAUUAUACUGGAGAAGAGGCUCACGAAUUAAAUUUAAGUAUAUCAUACAAUCAAUUACUUCCAUUGUAUCCUAUGACAAGUGAAUGCGAAGAGGUUGAUAUCAUAAAUGUGUUCGCCGCUGCGAACUUGGUUAUAUCUCCUAUGACAGAAGUUGAUUUAUUAAUUUUUGACCGUAAAAUCGUUCAAACACUACCUAAACCGAUGAUGGUUUCGGUGGCGCAAAGUGUUUCAGACUUAUACGAUAAUUAUUUACGUCACCGUUUGUCACCAGAUUUAAAGGCUAAAAUAUGGUCUAGAUUGGACUUGUGUUCACGAUUAGAAAGAGCAUUUCACACCAUUAUUGGAGCUUUGAAUGACGUCAAAUUUAUAAUUCAUGAAAGGGAUGAUAGAAUUGACACGGCUAAAACUACCAUUUUCGUGGACGCUUUAAUAGCAUCAGCUGCAACUGAUGUUAUUCAAUCUCAUUAUAUUAUAGCUCGUAAUAUCUUUCUUUUGUUGGUAGUAAUACUUAGCACUAAACCAAAUUCUGGUUUUGAUCAGAGAGC